This is a messenger RNA of Cuscuta campestris, 1144 nucleotides long. Lineage: Eukaryota; Viridiplantae; Streptophyta; Magnoliopsida; Solanales; Convolvulaceae. The record is from the annotation of a GenBank genome assembly.
AAACAACUUGCAAAAAAGAGAGCAAAUUAUCCCUACUUUAUCACCCGCAAGAAUUUUUCUCACUUUAUUAUUUACUGUUUUGGCGUCAUUUUCAAGCCCACUUGCCGCGGAGCAUCCAUUACCGGACAUUCAGAUUAUCUCAAUGAAUAUGCGGCAAUUUCGGUUCCCGAUCCACCAAUCAGAGAGAGAAAAUGGGAUCGGCGACGGCGCUGAGGACUUCGUUCGCCGUACUGGGCUGUGCGGCGGCAGCAACUGUGAUCUACACCGUCGUCACCGACGGCCUUCCCUUCCGCAUCGAACUCCUCACUCCGUGGAUGGCUGCAACAUUGAUUGAUUUUUAUAUCAACAUCUUUGCCAUUGGGACUUGGGUCGUGUACAAGGAAACAAACUGGAUCCUCGCUAUUCUUUGGGUUGUUCUACUCAUAUGCUUUGGAAGCAUUACGACGUGCGGGUAUAUUGUCUUGCAGUUCCUUAAGCUCUCACCUGCAGAAUCUCUGCAAGAUCCGGUUUACUUUGUUUUGCUACGCCAUGGGAAUAUGAAUAAAGCAGAAAGAAAGAUGAAGUCGAAGUCCUCUGUUAUAAUUGCGAAAGCUGUGUUCAUUGCUUUGGGCUGUCUGAUGCUGGGAACUUUGAUUUACACAAUUGUCACGGAUGGAUCCCCAUUUCGAAGAGAACUAUUAACACCGUGGCUGUCUGCAACGUUAGUUGAUUUCUACGUCAAUGUUGUGGCUCUUUCGGUCUGGGUUGCAUACAAAGAGUCGACUUGGAUGAGCGCUGUUUGCUGGAUAGUCUUACUGAUAUGUUUGGGCAGCUUUAGCACCUGUGCCUACAUCGCCGUACAGUUAUUUCGCCUCUCUUCUCAAGAUCCCAUCUCCUAUGUUCUUUUCAACACUCGUAACAGGGCAGAAGAUCCGAAGAAGGGUAUGAAGAAACGUUGAAAGAAGACAUGAGCGCGGACGACGCCUAAGGCAAUGACUUUUGAACUUAUAUGUGCGCGCGCGUAUGUGUAUAAUAUACUACUGAGUAGUACACUCUUAUUUACAAUGGCCAUUGUUUGCUAACAGCUUCACUGUUUAGCUGUUUAAAAUUAACCUGUACUAUUAAAAAAUUAUUAAAAAUUGCUAAGUAAAGACCUUUUUUAUAC